Penicillium digitatum Pd1 is the source of this 627-nucleotide messenger RNA. The record is from RefSeq and is a predicted model, not a curated record. Lineage: Eukaryota; Fungi; Ascomycota; Eurotiomycetes; Eurotiales; Aspergillaceae.
AUGGUCCCGUACUUUGAGAUGCAAAACACCCGGCUCAAUUCCCUAGAAUCAAGUAUGCGACAUCUACAGCAGCGGAAUGAAAUCUUUGAGGAUGGGCUCGCCAAUAUUCGGUCCACUCUCGUUGAGUCCGCACGCUUGGGUGCGAACGGUCAUAGUGGUGGACAAUCUACCCAAUCUGGCCGAGAACAGCAACCGUCCACUCGCGUUGACGUCCACUCAGAUGAUCCUGCAGACACUGCUGCGAGUGUAUUUUCUUCUAAUGCCACGACCUAUCUACUUUCUCUGCACGAAUCUCUACGGGAAGAGGUCAGCCAACUUUCGUACGCUAUCACAGACCUAGAUGCUCGCGCCAGCAUGGCUAUCAUGAAUGAAUGCAUGCGUAUCAAGGAAGACAUGGCCCACACGAAUGCAGCAGUCAACAGUGUCCGCAUGCAGGUUCAAUGGCUCAUGAACCCUCGCCUUCACCAGGGGACGCGCGGGAAAUCUGUGCGCACUGCAGACAACGAGGGAACACGGACACAGUUGAUGUCGUCAGCGGCUGGGCCGAGCCAUGCUGCUGGUCAGUCCCUGGGGCCUCUUCGGCCUAGACGUCCCAGUGAUAGUGGACGCGAGGGAACGAAGUUGUGA